AACCAAUGAAAUUCUGUAAGGACCACGUGAAUUGGUAACGUCACGUGAGGGGAGUAAGCAAAGAUGGCGACCGCGGGAGGUGAGGCUAGUUCGCAGAGCGAAUCUGGCGACGAAAUUUUUCAGACAUUUUACACAGAGGUGAAGCAGAUUGAGAAACGAGACUCUGUACUUACCCCAAAACAGCAGAUAGACAGAUUACUCAGACCUGGAGCUUCAUAUUUUAAUCUAAACCCAUUUGAGGUCUUGCAGAUUGAUCCAGAUGUAACAGAUGAGGAGAUAAAGAAGCGGUUUCGGCAACUAUCAAUCCUGGUCCAUCCAGAUAAGAAUCAGGAUGAUCCAGACAGAGCACAGAAAGCGUUUGAAGCUGUGGACAAGGCAUAUAAAUUACUCCUGGAUCAGGAUCAGAAGAAACGUGCAAUUGAUGUGAUCCAUGCAGGAAGAGAGUAUGUGGAGCACAUGAUGAAGGAGAAGAAGAAACAGCUGAAGAAAGAGGGAAAGCCUACAAUAGUGGAAGAGGAUGAUGCUGAGCUGUUCAGACAAGCUGUUUACAAGCAGACGAUGAAGCUGUUUGCUGAGUUGGAGAUCAAGAGGAAGGAAAGGGAAGCCAAGGACAUGCAUGAAAGGAAAAGACAAAGGGAGGAAGAGAUUGAGACUCAGGAGAAGGCAAAGAGGGAGAGAGAGUGGCAGAAGAACUUUGAGGAAACGAGGGAUGGACGAGUAGACAGCUGGCGGAAUUUUCAGGCUAAAGGCAAGAAGAAAGAGAAGAACCGCACCUUCCUUAAGCCUCCGAAAGUGAAGAUGGAGCAGAGGGAGUGACUACCUUAUUUGGAAUUGGGGGGGUGGGUGGGUGAGGAUUGUCCUAAUGGUGUAACCAACAACAGCAUCCCAGACCUAGGAGAGCCAGGUCUCCAGAGAGUGUGUAGUGUGUAGUUUUUUUCUUUCUUUUUUAAAUGUACAUAUUUGUAAAUUGUGACCUCUCUGAGAGUUUCACUCCGAACUGAGUAAUCAGAAAGAUCAAAACAGAACAGCAGGUUUUCUGUUAAUAUCGCCAUUUCAACAUAUUUUUUUGUUGAUCUUUUUCUUACUUUUUCUUUAUGACAAACCCCCAUUCACAACCGGCCACAUUGUCCUAAUUUGCCAAGCAACUGGUCAACAAGACGGUUACAUCAACCACUGCAUACCCGCUUUCUCAUUGCGUGGGAUUUGAGUGUAUCAACUUCUUGUCUCCCUUACAUUCAUGGCAGCGAGAUCUUUGGUUAGUGUUUUGUCAGCCACACGAUGAGAGGCUGUCAAGUUUAUCUGCUUGUUCCCAUGGUGAUGUGUUAUCUGUCUCAUUUCAUCUUCUGUAGUGUCAGUAGCCUUCUGUCUUUCCUCUUCCCGUUUCCUCUGUGGUAGCAGCAGUUAUGUGUUAUAUAUUUUUUUAAGUUAUCCCAUCAUAGCUGUUGGAACUGCAUUGCCCUGCAGGUGUGGAAAGAUGCAUUUAAUUUCUGUUUGAGUUUAGUCGGAUGACCCUGUGACAUUUGCACACAUAAUAAAACGUUAAAUCUUUCUUAA
Molecule: messenger RNA, 1554 nt
Organism: Anguilla anguilla (European eel)
Lineage: Eukaryota; Metazoa; Chordata; Actinopteri; Anguilliformes; Anguillidae
Gene: dnajc8
Product: DnaJ (Hsp40) homolog, subfamily C, member 8
Exons: 9
Coding region: 64-816 (250 amino acids)
Cellular component (GO): nucleus
Source: RefSeq, a predicted model, not a curated record